Molecule: messenger RNA, 1068 nt
Organism: Zea mays
Lineage: Eukaryota; Viridiplantae; Streptophyta; Magnoliopsida; Poales; Poaceae
Product: Copper transport protein family
Exons: 2
Coding region: 197-610 (137 amino acids)
Molecular function (GO): metal ion binding
Source: RefSeq, a predicted model, not a curated record
GUAGCUAGUAGUAUCACUUUACACGCAGGCAAGUACGGAGGCACCACCCGCCAUCAGUGCUAUAUAUAUAGCUCCGCUGCGCCCUCUUCUCGCAGGGCAAGCAAUUGCUAAGCUACAUCAGUACAUCACCCUAUAGGCAGAGCUAGCUAGGCGGCACUUCAAAGACGACCGGGAAUAUCAGCAACGAACAGCGAUAAUGAAGCAAAAGAUCGUGAUCAGGGUGCACAUGGAGUGCGACCGGUGCCGGUCCAAGGCGCUGGCGCUGGUGGCGGCCGCGGCCGGGGUGGACUCAGUGGCGCUCGCCGGAGACGCCAGGGACCAGGUCGUCGUCGUGGGCGACGACGUCGACUCCGUCAAGCUCACCAGCGCGCUGCGCAGGAAGGUCGGACCUGCAGACAUCGUGCAGGUCGCCGCCGAAGCCAAGAAGGUGGACGCCGGCAGCAAGCCUCCGGCCCCCGUCGCCACGCUGCCCGAGUUCGUCGCGUCGAGCACGUGGUACUGCCAGCAGUACCCGCAGCCGGCGGCCGUGGUAUACGGGCACCCCGCGGACGGGUACGCGUACUACGGAUGCGAGACGCGGACUGACAGCAUCUACUGCUCCAUAAUGUAGACAUUGACUUGACUUGAUUUCGUCCCUUGGGCUGUUGUUGAUCCGUGGUCGGUGAUAAGUAGUCAUGCAAAAGUUUAGAACAGACAGUAGAGAACUCGAGAUUACUUGUCAUCCUACUCGCCGACGACGCCCGGCUGGCAUGUGAUUUGCCUCCACGAGCAAUUUGCAUUGUUUUCAUUUGUUUGCAGUGAUGCCCGUAACAUCUUGUUAUCUAUGGAAAAAAAUUCAUGUAGUGAGCUACAGAGAAGUGGUCCCGUAACCUGCUUUCGAUUCACAACACGAGUCCAUCCCACCAAUUUAAAACAACAAAACACCAAUCUUAAAGCCAACAUAACAAUCUGUAAAGUGGUGCAGUUUUAUGUUGAUUUAAGAUUGGUGGGAUGGACAAAUAGUGAAUCCGAAGCGAGUUGUAGGACUGCUUCUCUGCAAUCGACUGUAGAUAAUUUGUUUCCCUUCUA